CAUCCUGUCUAGGACACGUGUAGUAUGGAAAUGUCAACAUCUAACGAAGUAAAACUCACACUAUGCCUUAGAAAUGGCCAACAAGUUGAAUUUGUAAAGCCAUGUGCCGCCACAAAUGGCGGUGUAGACUUUGUUACAUUACACAAAGUACUCUGUUCUGUUCAGCAGGAAUCAAAUGCAUUUUUAACUACCAUAGUUGAAGAAGAAAAGGCUUCCAGUGGGUCUACAACUCUAAAGGCUAAUGUUGGAGAAACCGAAGAUGAGGAAGAAGAUGAGGAAGAUGAAGAAGAUGGGAGUGGAGAUGCUUCAUUAAAUGGACCUGUGGAAAAGAAACAGAAAAUAUUGUCGUGAACAUAUGAUAGGAUCUCUUUCUCUUGUUCCAUCUGAUGUCUUUGAUCCAUCAGAAACUUAAACUAGGAGGUGCUUCAAGAUUGAUUUUUUAUCAACAGAAUGACAGUGAUUUCUGGAUACAGAUUUGUAUGUGCUGGACAUGACUUUCUGUAAAAAGUCAGUACAUCCUAGGUGGUAAGGUUUGUCCAGCUGUUAUGGAGGAGGAAGAGUCUCACUGAUAGCUCUUGUAAUACCAGGCAGCACUAAUCGCUGGUACAUGUCACAACAUAAAACUGGCAGUCAGGACAAGGAUUUGUCUAAAUGUGAAAACUCAAAAAUAACAGAACUGUGUGAACUUGGAUCAAUGUUGUAUUACGGAUGACCAAUUAGAUAAGGAAGUCAAUGAUUGUAUGUGUUAUAAUCUAUCAAUAGCAAGUCAUGUAAUAUUAUUUAAGAUGUGUCGGAAUCGUGUCUAGAGGUAAACUUUGACAGAUAUUUUCUUGUCUACAGAUUUUAGGUACCAAAUUAAUGUCAAACAAUCUUGAUGCUAAAACUUUGUCAUUAAUAACUCCCAAUUGACACAAUCUAGUGUUUUCUACACUAUUAACGAUAAAUUUAAAUUCACAUCCUCAAUAUACCGAGGUAUUAUGCUCAUUUUCCAGAAUAAGUCAUACAACAUGGAUGCUCUAUAUUGCUGUUGUUUCCAUGUGUUUUUUGUGUCUACAUAUCUUUUAUAAAACCGAGAGUUUAGGUGAGCUAAUGCUCCUGAAAAAGUCUGAAAAGGAUUUUAUUUUUUUUAUAUAUAAUAUACCUCUCGCAAUGAGGUUUGGGGGGUAUACUGGAAUCAGCUUGUUGAAAAAUCCUUGUCCUGUAAACGUCUCCUAAACUACUGGGCUGAUUUCAUAGAAAGUUUACAGAUAUGGUAACUACCCCCUGAUGUUGUGUAUCCAAGAAGUUUUUUUUUAUUUAGACCCUUUUACAAGGAGUUAUGGCCCUUUGUUGAAAAAAACUCCUUUGAAAAGACCUUUGUCCACCUCCUAAACUACUGGGCCGAUUUCAAUGAAAGUUUACAGAUAUGGUAACUAACCCCAACAUCGUGCAUCUAGUCAAUUCUGACCCUUUUUACAGAGUUAUGGGCCUUUGUUGAAAAUUCUUUGUCCGGACAACUCUUCCUAAACUACUUGGACGAUUUCAGCAAAACUGGUUCAUCUGGGCCAACAAGAUUAGGAGGUAUAUUUUGAGAUGGGAAGGGAGUACAGGAAGUAUGUCACUGUGACCUUUAUACUUAAAUAAGUGUACAGCUCAGUAAAUAAAUUAUAUGUUACCGGUGGGGACUAUGGAUCGCUUUGGAAUAUUUUGCCUAAGUUAGUAGGGGGUAUUAGUUAGCCUUUGGCUUACAGUUCUGGUUUAUAUGGAAGCAGGGGGUAUUAGUUAGCCUUUGGCUUACAGUUCUAGUUCAAAAUGUGUAAUUUAUUUCAUUCCUUUCAGAGCACUUUAGAAGGAUGAAAGGGACAUAAUUUAGUCGCAUUAUAAACUCAAAUGUGCAGAUGUAUUAUUAAUUUAUUUAGAUAUGAUAAAUGUUUGAGAAUCUUUUAAUUUUUAUUAUACACAUAAUAAAAUGAAUUCUUCCUUAGUUUGAAUUUGUUUUACUUCUUAAGUUACUGGGUUAGUUUAAUUUUGGUCAGUUAUCAUAUUUAUUUGCCAAACCUACAAUAGUAUACAUUGUACCUCCACACUUUAACAAACAGGACACUAGAUAGUAACACAUUAGGUCCAAUAUUGUUUAAUCUGUUUUGUAAGGGUUGAUCCAUAAAGCUAGUUAUUUGGUCAGCUCAAAGGGAUGUUAGCCAAAGUCUACAAAUAUAAAUAUCCGCCAAUCUUAAAUUCACUUCAUGUUGAAUUUGUCAUUUGACUAUGAAUGCCAACUGAAUACAGCAUAAUACUUAUGCAUGUAUUAAACAUUUAAAAAAUAUAUUUCGUCUUAUAGCAAAUUAAGUAGAAUUUAUCACAAUUCAAUAUUUUGUUAAAAAAAACUAUGUAUCAUGUCAGCUUGUUUAAUGAAUAGAACAGCCAUCUGUAAGGGUGGGUCAGUUGUAUCCAAUGUUACAAUUAUGGUGUCUUCAUAAUGGGCCAUGGCAUUCGUAGCUGAUAUGAAAGUCAUCAGAAUUUGAUGGGAUAUAGAUUUGCAAUACCACUGUGUGGUAAAUAUUUGUAAAUGAGGUACAUGGACCAAAAGGUAUAUGAGAGGAUCUCGACCAA
Molecule: messenger RNA, 2589 nt
Organism: Mizuhopecten yessoensis (Yesso scallop)
Lineage: Eukaryota; Metazoa; Mollusca; Bivalvia; Pectinida; Pectinidae
Exons: 2
Coding region: 25-351 (108 amino acids)
Source: RefSeq, a predicted model, not a curated record